Messenger RNA from Cannabis sativa, 1260 nucleotides. RefSeq lists its product as uncharacterized. NCBI's taxonomy places the organism in Eukaryota, Viridiplantae, Streptophyta, Magnoliopsida, Rosales, Cannabaceae. Bases 1 to 1260 code for a protein of 419 amino acids. The record is from RefSeq and is a predicted model, not a curated record. The transcript has 2 exons.
AUGGCUUCGUCAAGCAGAGAUGCAGAGGAGUUGGAGGUUCGUUGGGAUGAUUUGCAGAUCGAUGAGGAAGAAGGAGGAGUAUUAUUUGAUAAUCCUUCUGAGUUGGAGGAUGAGGUUGAUGCAAGAUGGUGUCUGGUGGGGAGAUUGCUCACGAAUCGUGUGUCCGAUUUUGAUACAGUUCGAAAUGUCAUGGCUUCACUCUGGCGUCCAGUAAAAGGCAUGUUUGUUAAAGAAUUAGAGUUUAAUCGUUUUCUUUUUCAAUUCUUUCAUGAACUGGAUAUUAAUAGGGUGCUUGAAGGUACACCAUGGACGUUUAAUAAAAUACCUUUGAUUGUUCAAAGAUUGAAAUUAGGAGAAAAUCCUAGGUUGGUACCCCUGAACACUAUGGAAAUUUGGGUACAAGUUUAUGAUCUCAGAGUGGGUUUUCAGUCAGACCGAGUGCUUAGGGCCUGUGGUACUUACAUUGGACAGUUUGUUUCAUCUUGUCCCAAGAAUUAUGCGGGUAUUUGGAGGGAGUACUUGAGAGUCCGGGUAUUGAUCAAUAUUGAAAAACCAUUGAAGAGAAGAAUGAAGAUUUACUACACCAAGGAAGACUAUUUCUGGGCAAAUUUCAAAUAUGAGAGGGUGCCCACUUUUUGUUUCAUUUGUGGUAUACUCGGGCAUAAUGAAAGGUUUUGUCCCCGAGUCUUUGAUGGACCAAUAGAAAAGGUUGUUAAGCCAUAUGGUUUAUUCAUGAAAGCUCCAGAUCGGCGUUCUCAAAAACAGAUUGGUGCGAGAUGGCUCCGUGACAAUAUGGCAAGACCUUUACAACCAAAUGCCGGCGUUCCAAGAAGCAGUGGUUCUCCGGUGACAGCUACCAGUGUUGGUUCCAGGAGGGGGGCAGAUCCGAGAAAUCGGGGUGAUGACAGAGAGGAUAUGGAGGUUAAUGAGGAUGUUGAGGGAGAGAUUGUAGGAGAGAAUCAUGGGAUUGUGGGCGCAGUUCAAGGAGGAAAGAUUGGUGCCGUUAAUGGUGGGAUAUCAAUCAAUGGGGAAGCGGGAAAGGAAAGUUGUUUUGAAAAGGGCGGGUUUAUUUUCACGGAUCCAAAAAGAAGAAGAGUUGAAGAUAAUGUUGAGUUGGGCAAGGAUACUGUUCAAGUCUUAGGGCCGGCCCAAUAUUUGGUGGGUAAUGGGAGUGGUGAAGAGGGUAUGGCCAAGGCCCAUGUGGCUGAAACUGAAAUGGGCUUUAUUGAAAAUGUUAAUGAGGGGGGGAAUGGAGGAUAG